This is a messenger RNA of Cladophialophora carrionii CBS 160.54, 957 nucleotides long. RefSeq lists its product as uncharacterized. Lineage: Eukaryota; Fungi; Ascomycota; Eurotiomycetes; Chaetothyriales; Herpotrichiellaceae. The transcript has a single exon. The record is from RefSeq and is a predicted model, not a curated record. The coding region runs from base 1 to 957 and encodes 318 amino acids.
AUGAAAACGCCUCUCCUCUCCCUGGCCGUCCUGGCCUGCGCGUUCCCGGCCCCGACACCCGCCGAGUUCGUCACCUCUGCCAAGGGUCUCCGAGCUGAUGUGUACCACCUGCCGCCCGCACCGGUGGUGUACCAAAACAGCACGGCCCUCACGUUUUCUCCCACGGCAUUCACGCUGAUCCAGGGGUCUCGUGACGCCGUGCUCGUCGAUGCUCCCGCGACGGACGCCCAGGCCGGCAACCUGACCGCGUGGAUCAAGUCGACGCUCGGCCCCCGCAAGUCGCUCAAGUACAUCUACAUCACGCACGGGCACGGCGACCAUUUCUUCACGGCCCCGCUGAUCUGCGCGGCCUUCCCGGGAUGCCGCGUCGUCGCCAGGGCAGAUGUCAACGCGCACAUGCUAGAGCAGUACGAGGACUCCUUGUUCACGAGUUUCUGGCAGUCGUUAUUUCCGGGGGGGCAAAUCACCAGCACGCCGUUCAACGCCAGCUAUAUCCUCCGUCGAGGAGAAGCGGACGGGACGUUCAUGCUCGAAGGCCACGCCGUGAGAGCCGUCGAGGUCGGCCAGGGCGACACGUACAACAGCACGGUGUUGCAUGUGCCGGACUUGCAGCUCGUCGUGGGCGGCGACGUCAUCUACGGCAAGUGCCACCAGUUGAUUGUCGAGGAUUGGACGCCGGAAUUGAGACGGCAGUGGAUUCAGAGCCUGGAUCGCGCCGCGGCGCUGAAUCCUGCGUUUGUGGUCCCUAGUCACACGAGGCCUGGGGAUGGAUUCGCGCCCUCUCAUAUCCGGGAUACGAAGACGUAUAUUCGUACGUGGGAGAGGGUGAUGGCGGAGAGUAAAACGUGGGAGGAGUUGGAAGCGGGGAUGAAGAAGGCGUUCCCGCUCAGGGACGGGUCUUUUAUUCUGAGGUGGAGCAGUCAGGCGCCGUUUGGGGCGAGUAAUAUUGUUGCCUGA